Opisthorchis viverrini is the source of this 3261-nucleotide messenger RNA. RefSeq lists its product as hypothetical. Lineage: Eukaryota; Metazoa; Platyhelminthes; Trematoda; Opisthorchiida; Opisthorchiidae. The coding region runs from base 5 to 2092 and encodes 695 amino acids. The record is from RefSeq and is a predicted model, not a curated record. The transcript is spliced from 3 exons. Gene Ontology annotation, molecular function: calcium ion binding.
CACAAUGUAUCUGAGUAACACUAACGCGGUCUUUUGUCUCAUAGUAUAUACAACCACAAUUGGACUAUCCACUGAAGACCGCAGAUGGAAUAAGUAUGUCAACCCUUAUCUUAACAAGACGGAAGAAUACGCCGGCAGCCAUAAUGGAGUUUGGUUCCGUGGCGGUAAUAUCUACAAUCAUCCUUUGGGACCGUCGGAUUUCACCGCAACGCAUCCCGUUCAUCGUGCGAUUCGUCGACUUGAUCUUUUGCGAAAACACACCAAACAAAGAGGGUUUUCAAACAGGAUGCAGAUGGACACACAACAAACACCAGACUCGCUUCUUUGGCAUCCAGAAGCGAGAAACAAAGGAGUCAGACAGGAUUCUGUGGUGCCCUUCAUUCCAUACCAACAUCUCCCAGCGAUCGGUGACGUAACCAGAGAUGAGGAUGUUGGCCAAUCCAAGAGAAUGAUUUGGAACGAGGAGGGGCAGUUUUGGGGGUACGGGCAAACGGCUGAGACAAACCUGGCUUCCGACGAACAGUUUAUCUGGCCCUAUAGUACCGGUACCUCCGUAUACGAUGAUGGUCUGUGCACGCCACCAUUUUGUAUCCCCGCCAGCUGCGAUGAGAAUGAAGGACAACAGUGCAGAAAAAGACAGGUAACAACGACAAGUUGUCUUGGAACAGAAUGUGAUCCAAAGUGUCCCGGAGAACAGCAAUGUCCGGCAGUAUGUCGCGUGACCGCUACCGGCCCAACCUGCGCCAUCUUCGAUGCGGCCACAUGUGAAAACCAGUAUGCAUUACAAUGUGUCCAUGGGUGUGCGCGUGAAAGCAACUCUUCUUCACCGUUGAAAUGCAUCUGUGAUCCGUGGAGGCCCAAUGCAACUUCGUGCAUUUCGGCCGAAAUGGAUGUGUUUGAAUGCCCACUCGGCUGUAGCGGUCGCGGACGUUGUGACCGAACCACUAAGCAAUGUCACUGUGACCCAGGAUUUGAGGGGAAGGGUUGUGAAUUCAAACACGCUUGUCCUACAGGUUUGACUGGUUCAAACUGUACCAUGGAUAUUGAUGAAUGUCUGAGUGGCGCUGCCGGCUGCCAGCAUUUGUGUGUGAAUACCUACGGGUCUUUUCGGUGCGAAUGUCAUGGCGGGUAUCAAACUGACCCGCGAGAUCCGAGCCGCUGCGUGGUAGCUGAAACAUGCGAGACAAGAUGCACUCGUGGCCAGGGAUAUUGUGACGAACAAAGACGCUGUCAGUGUUACUCCGGAUUUGAGGGGGAAUGGUGUGAACAAGAUGUGGAUGAAUGUAGGGCUGGAACACACUCAUGUGAGCAGGUUUGUGUGAAUACUCAAGGUGCAUAUGAAUGCCGCUGUCAUCAAGGAUAUGAACCAGAUCCGCAGUAUCCUAAUCGGUGCAGACCGGUUGGAUGUCAUCCUCCGUGUGUUCGUGGUCAAGGAAGUUGCAGCGAGGCCGGCAGAUGCGUUUGCAUCCCCGGAUUUACUGGGAUCGAUUGCGCAGAGGAUGAGGAUGAAUGUGCGACAGGAAGACACAAAUGCAUGCAGCGAUGUGUGAAUACAUAUGGAUCUUAUCUAUGUCAGUGUGACCCAGGCUAUCGUAUUGAUCCGUCAGAUAGGAAUCGAUGUCUUCAGGAAGCGUGUGACCCUCAGUGUUACGAUGACACUGGGCCAUGUUAUGGUCGGAGUUGCAUCCACGGUGAAUGCCGCGUGGAUUAUGAUUACCAGAACGGUACUCACCGUUCAAGAUGUGAGUGUGAGCCAGGAUACACGGGUGUGCGGUGUGAACAUGACAUCGACGAAUGUGCCCCCGACGCACCUGUUCAACACCAGUGUGAUCAGCGGUGCGAAAAUACACCUGGAUCUUAUGAAUGCAGCUGUAAUACGGGGUACAUUCUACAACCGGACAAACGUACCUGUGUGAGAGAAUCAGAGAGAUGCGGUGCUGGGUGUCAGAACGGCGGAAUAUGCAUGCCAGACGGACGAUGCGAAUGUCCAGUGCGAUUUGACGGGCCUCGAUGUGAAUUCGAAGUAAACGUGUGCCAAAAAGUGAAGGCAUGUGAACACUACUGCAUCACGGAACAGGUGAGUCAGAUGUAAGAUGGCACCUUUCGAUGCGUAUGCCGUCCGGGUUACCAGCUGUCGGAGGACGGACGUUCCUGCAGGCCAAGCGAGGCAUGUGCCGAAGGAUGUGAGAACGGUGGUCAUUGCUUUCAAGGUCGUUGCAUUUGCAAAGCAGGCUUCGAGGGACCACGGUGUGAACUGGAUAAGGAUGAAUGCAAACUGUCUGUGGCAGUCCACGGUUGUCAAUUUGAUUGUAUCAACACCCAUGGGUCGUAUGAAUGUAUAUGUCCUCCUGGGCAUAAAAGACUGUCGGACAGACGGACAUGUGUGAGAAUCCAGGAAACCGAAGACUGCGAUCCACCAUGUCGAAACGGUGGCAUCUGUCGUGACGGUAAAACAUGCGAAUGCUUGCGUGGAUAUCGAGGACCUGAUUGUUCAGAAGAUAUCAACGAGUGUGAAGAAUAUCAACCGUGCGAUCCUCAGUUUGCCCAAUGUGUAGAUCGGCCUGGCGGAUUCGAUUGCAUCUGCCGUCCAGGCUAUCGGCUCAUGGUGGACGGUCGCCACUGCAUGGAAGAGGAGCGAGCAGAACGUACACCUCAUCUGGCUUACCGCGGCAGAGGUCAAAAAGGCAUUGUGGUUGCUAGUCCUUACCCAGGUGCCUCACCUGUGUCCAAUGGGCAGCCAUUCAAUGAGGAUGUUCGAACCAAGCGCCGGAGAAGACAGCCACGAGAGCCUCAAACCCGUUCGAGCUUUCGCAGGCGUGUUUACCGAAAUACGCCAACAAUCCACAGGCGCCAAGAAAGGAAAGGUGACCCAGCCCCUCUACGGCGAUCGAUUUCCCCAUUAACGUAUUUUAAAGUUUACCGUACUCGAUAUUAGUCGAAUUUGUGACUAGGAUUUUCUUGGAUCUUCUCCCGCGAUCACCGAUGAAUUUCGUUCCAUUUUAUUCCCUCAUGCACAGAGUACCAUUUUUCUUGUACAAUGAUUGAUAUUCACCUCCCGUCUUUUUUUCAAACUUCUGGAACAUAUUAGCUUGUUCAACCGAAAUAUGUUUGCUUGUUUGUUGUGAACCAAUGAGUCACAAGCUGUGAGGAUGUGGUACCCUCUAAAAAAAGUCUUGUUUCUAUGCAUCAAUAUCGUUUUCGUUAACAUUGAUUCCAACGUUUGAAUUUUCAUAUGGUGAAAUAAAUGUUACACAAUUUGGC